Messenger RNA from Brassica oleracea var. oleracea, 581 nucleotides. RefSeq names its product histidine-containing phosphotransfer protein 6. Gene Ontology annotation, cellular component: nucleus; cytoplasm. The transcript is spliced from 5 exons. The coding region runs from base 85 to 549 and encodes 154 amino acids. NCBI's taxonomy places the organism in Eukaryota, Viridiplantae, Streptophyta, Magnoliopsida, Brassicales, Brassicaceae. The record is from RefSeq and is a predicted model, not a curated record. Gene Ontology annotation, molecular function: protein histidine kinase binding; histidine phosphotransfer kinase activity. Gene Ontology annotation, biological process: cytokinin-activated signaling pathway; phosphorelay signal transduction system; phosphorylation.
AGGAGUUAAAGUAAGCCCUUCCCGGUAAUAAAGAGAAGAAAUAUCUGUACCGGAAAACCAAACAAGACGGGUGUGCCGUUGUGGAUGUUGGGGUUGGGUGUGGACCGGCUUCAAGCCGACAUCAACCGCCUUCUAACCUCCCUUUUCCAUCAGGGAGUGCUGGACGAGCAGUUCUUGCAGCUGCAACAGCUUCAAGAUGAAACUUCACCAACCUUUGUGUACGAUGUCAUUAAUAUCUACUUUGACGAAUCCGAGAAGCUACUCCGCAGCCUUAGAUUAUUGCUGAUGGAUAGAGAAUUCUCGGACUACAAGAAGAUAGGAUUGCAUCUGAAUCAGUUGGUAGGAAGCAGUUCUAGCAUUGGUGCUCGUAGGGUUCGUAACGUCUGUGUUGCCUUUCGCUCUGCUUCCGAGCUUAACAACCGCCCAGGGUGCUUGAGAGGGCUGGAAGUAGUAGAGCAUGAGUAUCAUUACCUCAAGAAUAUGAUGCAUGAACUCUUCCAGCUGGAGCAGCAGAGGCUAUUAGCUGCAGGAGUCAGAUAUCCAAUGUAGAUUUUAUAAUUACGUUCUAUCAUAAAAUUCCG